Messenger RNA from Acanthaster planci (crown-of-thorns starfish), 2429 nucleotides. It is a transcript of the gene aqp4, whose product is annotated as aquaporin 4. Lineage: Eukaryota; Metazoa; Echinodermata; Asteroidea; Valvatida; Acanthasteridae. Gene Ontology annotation, molecular function: water channel activity. Gene Ontology annotation, biological process: water transport; transmembrane transport. The record is from RefSeq and is a predicted model, not a curated record. Gene Ontology annotation, cellular component: plasma membrane.
GUCUGUGAGCGAAUAUGGACAGGAUUCGUGCAAGAUUUCGCGGAGUUAAUGCUGAGACAGUGUUUCUGUCUCACUAUGAGCCGCCGGAUGGGUCGCAGUCUGGUCGUCGGCGACGGGUCGUCUUCGAGAAGGUGGUUGGGAAUUUGCUCUUGUGGCGUGCAGUCUUCACCGAAUGCCUAGCGGUCUUCCUCUUCGUGUUCUUGGGGACUGGGUCCUCGGUGGCCUGGCCAGGAGCCAAUGCUCCCAGCAACCUCCACAUCUCGCUGUCCUUCGGCCUGGUCAUCGGUUCUCUUGUGCACUGCUUUGGUGAAGUGAGCGGGGCGCACCUCAACCCUGCCGUCACGCUGCCGCUCGUUGUGUACCGAGAGCUGAGCGUGGUGCGCGGGUUGCUCUACAUUGGCGCUCAGUGUCUUGGCAGUUACCUGGGCGCGGCCUUGCUCCGAGCGGCCACGCCUGCGGACCCUCGGUACAACGCAACCCUGGGAUGCACCUUGCUUGGAGAGCACAUUUCAGUAGGACAGGGGUUUGCUGUGGAGCUGAUUGUCUCGCUCCAGUUGAUUUUCACUGUGUUCAUGACGACAGAUCCACAAAGAAAAGACGACAGAAUCUCACCUGCGCUGGCCAUAGGUGUUUCUGUGGCAGUUGGCUUACUAAUCGCGGUUCCAUUCACUGGCGCCAGUAUGAAUCCGGCACGGUCCUUUGGCCCAGCCUUAUCAGCGGGUAAUUGGAGUAAUCACUGGGUGUACUGGGUUGCUCCGCUCUUGGCCGGUUUGAUAGCCAGCACCGUCUACCGUCGGCUCUUCGCUCCGGGCACCCUCACCCAGAAGCAGACCCAGGCCAACCAGCGACAGGUUCAGCGUGUUGAGGAGGAAAGUGACACGGGCAGCACGCUCGAGAACACUCUGGGGGCCGCAGACGAGAGAGUUGCUCUGACCUCGCCUGCCGUUGCACUUAACAACAAUAAUAUCCUCUCUGGUUCGCACAUCAUCACUGAUGUUUAGCCCUUAUGAUGUUUUUCCUGGAGAAUCAAUCAUGAGAGAAUAAGGGAAAUUAAAGAAUGACAGAGAGCAUUUUCCAUUAAAACGACUGCCUGUUUCAUGAAAGAACUCCACACUACAAUCGUGCUCUUUUCUGCGUGGCUUAUGAGUAGUGAAACGUCUGUUUAAAAAUGAUUACUGUCUGUGGGAUUAGUACUGGACUUCCGUCAGCCGAUUUUCUCCAACAAAGGUUGGUUACGAGAGACGGGGCGAAUCGUACAAAUUCUUAUCUGGUUUCAACUGCCACGAUGAAUAAAUUCCUUGUUCCGAUUGAUCCUGCAGAUAUAGAAAAACUGAAGAGUGGAGCUUAAGAUAGAAGGCCCCAGCUUGUUGGAAAUAAAGCGAAAGUUAACUUCAUUCAGAGACGGCAAAUAUAUACGAACGAAAUGUUCAAGGCAAGCAUCCUGGGCAUGUAUUGCGUUAUUUGCUGAUGUGUGGACGCGUAUACGCUUCGAUCGUAAAAGUUGCGUUUUCUUCCUAAAGCUAGUCGAAAUGAGGAUUACAGUAUACAGUGGAAUUAUUAUUGAGUUGUUGUUUUUGUGGCCUCGCUGUUCUUCUAUUCUUAAUUUGGCGCAUUCUAAACCUUUUUGUAUUUGGUUGUGUUGUUUUUGAGUAAAGUGUUUGGAAGAAUUAAGAAGGUCUUAAUAGAGCUAACGGAUAUUUUAUUAGUUCAAGUAAUGAUUGCAUGUUUGAAGGUUAUUUUCUUGAUGGCUUAAUUGCUUUUGGUUUUACUUUCGAUUGUUUCGAUCUGAUUUCCUCUGCCUUUGAGUUGAAUGGAUGAGAGUGCGAUAUUGUUAUUAUUAUUUAUUCAUGCCAAUUCUUUUUCAUCACAUACAAGAUGGGCAUUGGAGAGGCGAAAGCGAUAACAAUCACUGUGGCCAAAGACCUGCCACUCCACAUCAAGUUGUGUAUAGAGUAAAUAACUUUAAAUAAAUAUACUUAUAUAUAAAAGUAUUUGAAGCCAAAAGUUAGAGCUUAAAAAUAUUUAAACGUAAAAAGAAAAGGGAUCACUGGAAAUGAUCAAAGAUAUAAGCAAUUAAAUAUAAAAUUUAAUAAGUUAAAUGAAUAAGCAAUUAAUAAUAAUGACACAAUAAAUAAGGACAUAAUAAAUAGUUUAAAUACAAAAUAAUACCGUGUAAGAGAACAGUAGGUAAGUGUACAAUAAAUGUAAUGAAAGUGUAAAGGAUAAUUGGCAAACAGGAGGCUGAAAUAGUACUUAAAAUGAGAAGACGAACUUCUGCUCCUCAUCAAGGUAAGAGUACAGUAAAUACAUAAAAAAUAUAGGUAAGAAUAUAUAAAAAUAAAAAUACAUUAGAACAUAUGAAUAUUCGAUAUAAAAGAAAUAACAGGAGAUGACUCGCUGGAAAUGAAUAAAAGCAGAAAUAAAAAAGG